Messenger RNA from Acanthocheilonema viteae, 476 nucleotides. The record is from the annotation of a GenBank genome assembly. NCBI's taxonomy places the organism in Eukaryota, Metazoa, Nematoda, Chromadorea, Rhabditida, Onchocercidae.
UUGAUGUUUGGGCAAUUGGAUGCAUAUUAGCCGAAAUGAUCAAUAGGAAAACUUUAUUCCCGGGUAGCGAUCGACUUGAUCAGUGGAAUAAAAUCAUUGAAAUUUUGGGUACACCAAGCCAGGAAUUUAUCAACAAGUUAGAGCAUCAUACCAGAAAUUUUGUAAAAAGUAAGGGUCACAAUGAUCCAUUACCAUUUGAAGAAAUUUUCCCGGAUGAAUGCUUCAUUGGAAAUUAUGCAAAAGCGCCACAACUUUGUGCUUCCGUGGCACGUGAUUUGCUAUUUAAAAUGCUUCAAAUUGAUCCAGAAAAAAGGAUAAGUAUUGAUGAAGCAGUACGUCAUCCUUACGUAAGUCUGUGGUUUAGAGAUGAGGAAUGGAACGUACCACUUCCAGAAAAUCGAUAUGACGCAAAUAAUGAUCUAACUGAGUUACCAAUAACUUCAUGGAAAGGUCAUGAUUAUAAUUUUUUUUUAUAA